Molecule: messenger RNA, 1434 nt
Organism: Hirsutella rhossiliensis
Lineage: Eukaryota; Fungi; Ascomycota; Sordariomycetes; Hypocreales; Ophiocordycipitaceae
Product: major facilitator superfamily domain-containing protein
Exons: 10
Coding region: 1-1434 (477 amino acids)
Biological process (GO): transmembrane transport
Cellular component (GO): membrane
Molecular function (GO): transmembrane transporter activity
Source: RefSeq, a predicted model, not a curated record
AUGGACGGCAAGGCUGAGUUUGCCGAGCUCAGUGCGAUGCGUGACCCGGCGACGGCCAGUCUGACCCGCAGCGUGCUCCUCAAGACGGAUAGCCGCGUCUUGCCGGUGCUGGCACUGCUGUUCCUCUGCUCGUUCCUGGACAGGACAAAUGUUGGAAAUGCCCGCAUCGUUGGUCUGGUCGAGGACCUCGGCAUGACGGACCUGCAGUUUACCCAAGGCCUGGCCGUCUUCUAUGCCACCUACAUUUUCAGCGAGCUGCCGAGCAACCUGGUUCUCAAAAGGGUCUCGCCCCGGAUAUGGCUCCCCUGCCUGGCCGUGGCCUGGGGCCUCGUCACCAUGUGUCUCGGCUUCGUGCGGGGCUUCGGCAGCUUCGUCGCCGUCCGGGCCAUUCUCGGCGUGGCCGAGGGCGGCCUGCUGCCGGGCAUGGUCCUCUAUCUGUCGGGUCUCUACACGCGUGGGGAGCUGGCGCUGCGCAUCGGCAUCUUUUACACCGCCGCCUCUCUCUCGGGAGCCUUCGGAGGCCUGCUUGCGCGAGGCUUAUCGGCCAUUGGCCCUCGAGGCGGUCUCGAGGGCUGGCGAUGGAUCUUUAUCAUCGAGGGGCUAAUUACAGUCGUUGCCGGCGCCAUUGCCUUUGUCGGCCUUCCUAACAGCCCGGCCACGGCCCGCUACCUCACCCAAGAGGAGCGCGAGUGGGCGCUGAAGCGUCUGGCGGCGAACGAGGGCGGCCGGUUCAAUCUUGCGAGCGAGAGAGAAGAGGGCUUCCGGUGGUCCGAAGUCGGCCGCGGCAUCCGCAAUGUCCAGGUCUGGCUCACGUCGACGGCAUACUUUGCCAUUCUUUCGGGACUCUACUCUUUCGGGCUCUUUCUGCCGACCAUUGUCAAUGACCUCAAUAUCGCGUCGAACCCGAACACGGCCCAGCUCUGGACCGUCAUUCCCUACGCAGUGGCCACACCAGUGACAGUCGUCGUCGCUUUUCUCUCAGACCGCCUCAAGCUGCGAGGCACCCUCGUGCUGUUCGUUCUCCCCGUCGCAAUCGCCGGCUACGCUGCCAUGGCCAAUGUCACGGGCGCGUCACCCCGGUUCGCCAUGACGUGCCUCAUGGCCAUAGGGCUCUACGCCGCCGUCCCCUGCAUCCUGGUCUGGAACUCCAACAACUCGGCCGGGCACUACAAGCGGGCCACCACGUCAGCAGUGCAGCUCGCCGUGGCCAACUGCGGAGGCUUUGUUGCUACCUUCGUCUAUCCCAAGAGCGACGGGCCGCUCUAUCACAGGGGCCAUACGAUCAUUUUGGGCCUCCUUUGCUACGCUUGGGCUGCGGUCUGGCUUAAUGUCCUCUGGUGCGCCAAGAUCAACCGCGGCAAGCAAAGGGGCGACUACGACGAGUACAUAAACUGCGGUGACGACCGCGACCCCGGGUUCAGGAUGAUCCUUUGA